Molecule: messenger RNA, 5825 nt
Organism: Homarus americanus (American lobster)
Lineage: Eukaryota; Metazoa; Arthropoda; Malacostraca; Decapoda; Nephropidae
Product: nephrin-like
Exons: 27
Coding region: 301-4428 (1375 amino acids)
Biological process (GO): cell-cell adhesion
Cellular component (GO): cell-cell junction
Molecular function (GO): cell adhesion molecule binding
Source: RefSeq, a predicted model, not a curated record
CGAACCGCCGUGGCUGACGCAGUGCGGUGAACAAGCUCCUCAACACACUACCUGUCUCACCACCACUGACAGUCACCAAGACGCUCCUGUUAGCUCCUUUGUCGACGACUCCUACAGGUGCCUCUGCUAAACCAGUUGGUCCCGCAGACUUAAGCUCGUCUCCACACACACACCAGAGACAAGAAUCACAACUAAACAAGGAAGUUAACAGAGCUAGGGAGCCACAGCUGCUUGAGGCAUUUACGGUUUAAUUACCUUAGAGUCUCCAGAGUCUCAAGAGGGUCGAGCUUCUCUUCACUGAUGGAGGAAGUUCCCUGGAGGAGAGCAGGUCGGGGAGUUCCCCGCCUGCUGCUGCUGCUGCUGCUGGUGCUGCUCCACUCUGGUGCAGCUGAGGAGGAGAAACAGGUGUUCCGAGUGCGCCCUGAGAAUGUACAGGUGCGGAUAGGAGAUAACGUUUACCUGUGCUGUAUCGUGGAUCACCAGCAAGGCAAGGCGCAGUGGACUAAGGACGGCUUCGCUCUGGGGUUUGAACGGACGGUACCUGGUUAUCCUCGGUACCAGUAUGUGGGUGACGAAGAGACCGGCGAACACCAUUUGGUCAUCCGUGGUGCCACCCUCGAGGACGAUGGAGAGUACCAGUGCCAAGUAGGACCUAGUACCACUAACGAGGCAAUCUGGUCCGGUGCCAACGUUACUGUUAUGGUGCCACCCACAAGUAUCGUGAUGGUGGGCUGGGGUGACGGCGCCCUGGUGGAGGUCAUGGAAGGAUCCAAACUCAAGCUAGAAUGCCUGGUGAUUGAUGCCCGACCAGCCCCUACUGUCGCUUGGUACAGAGACAACAUAAGGAUUGACCGAAGCCGUCACCAGGAAGUAGUCGAGCCUGGACAACACGCCAGGAUGUGGAAUAUGAGGAGUCACCUGCACCUACGGCCUCAGUCUGGUGAUGACGGCCGCAAAUACUCCUGCAGGGCCAUCCACCCCGCCCUCAAGUAUUCCACUAGUCCCAUCAUCGCGUCCGUCAACCUCGCUGUCUUCCAUCCACCAGGUCGACCUGUAAUUAGCGAGUACAGAACAGGUGAAGUCCUUCGUUCAGGAGAGAGUCGCUUUAUCGUCUGCCACGUGCUGGGAGGUAACCCAAGCCCAUGGGUCAUCUGGUACCGUCAUGGGCGUCCCCUCAACAACGCCGCCAACAACCGCAUCAAGAAUAACGGCACGGUGACCAGCGCCUACCCUGCCAGACAGAUGAGAGCCUCUGGCGGCGUCUUCGUCAGCCAGCAAGUGACCGCUUCAAGGGAGGAGGACGGCGCUGUGUACGAGUGUCGCGUCUCUAGUGACCUCCUCACCAGGCCUUACACCAUCAACGUCACCCUCACCGUCCACUAUCCUCCCACUCGUGUUGACAUUACUGGGCCAGCCGCUGUAGCCCUUGAUGAGGAGUACACCCUUACCUGUGUUACUGCACCUGCUAACCCCCCUGCCACUAUCACCUGGAUCGUUCAAGGCAAGUCAGUCAGUUCAGCUACAUCGAUGGUGACUGAGGACAAGGAGGGAGGCUGGGUCACCGCUUCCAAGCUCACCCGAAAACUAAUCAAGCAACACAACGAUAAGGAGACAAAGGUGGAAUGUAGGGCGGACAAUUCUGCUUCUCUCAGGGGCGUAUCACGGACCCACGUCAUUAACAUCCUCGAGCGCCCAGGACUGCCCGUGGUGGAGGUGGAGACUGAUGAAGCUGUGGCUGGCGAUAAAGUGAUUGUUCUUUGUACCUCCCGCGGCGGCAACCCCAGUCCUGACCUCAAGUUAUACAAAGGCAGCCAGCUGUUGGAGAAGGUUAAAGUACAGACUGUAGGGACAGUAACCCAGGCAAGAGCUGUGGUGAAGGUGAACGCCUCUGACAACGAGGAGACGAUCAGAUGUGAGGCAACCAAUCUGGCUACCAGCUCCCCCGUCGAGGGUCAGACCAACAUUAACGUGAACUGUGAGUUAUUGGAGGUAUGUCAUCAUGUGCCACCCUCCAUCGUCAACUGGCACUCUGGCACCCAAUCCCUGGAGGAACCCAUUGUCAGGCGCACCCCAGGGCUCUUCCGUGGCACUGUUACCAGGUCCAAGGUGAUGGUAAGGGUUAAGGCUGAAGACAACGGGCGGAUAAUAUCUUGUGAAGCUGAGAACGGUUUUGGCGUCGGCGUCACCACCAACAUUACUCUCAACGUGCUGCACUCACCGGUGUGGGUGUUCGCUCCGUCAGGCAAACUGGAUGUACUUGAAGGGGGCGAUCUAACCAUCACAGCUGAGGCCGCUGCCAACCCUACACCUAUCAAGUACAGCUGGAUGCAUGAGACUGGGAAGGUGGUGGGAGAGAUUGCUACUGGAGAAGGCAAUGUCGGGGAACUUAAGCUGGAUCGUGUGGGGCGUCAUAUGGCAGGCACAUACACCGUGACGGCCACCAGCGCCAAGGGCACCAUCAUCGCCUCCUUCAUCAUCGACGUCCAGUACGGACCAGAGAACGUGACUGCAGCCUCCCGCGUGUUGGUGGACCAGAACGACACAGCCACAGUCCUCUGCUCUGCUGUCGGCAACCCCACACCUAACAUCACCUGGACCAGGGUGGUUGAAGGCACCAGACAGACCUUGUCGUGGGGUAUGGGCGAAGCUCAUCUGGUGGUAGAGUGGGCGGCACCCUCAGACACGGGCGUCUACUACUGCCACGCCUCCAACGUGGUCUCUUCCCCUCCCCCCGCCACCACCGCCAUCGUUGUCACACAAGGCCCCACAUAUACUAGCGCCAGGCUGGAGGAGGAGGAAGUGGCAGGGAAGUCAUGGGCGCUGGUGGGAGGUAGUGGACUCCUGGACUGUCGCGUUAAGGCUUCUCCUCAACCAGCCUUUGAAUGGAUCACAGAGGACGGCCCCAUCAGCGACAGCGACAGGAAGUAUGACAUCCACCUCCCUCAGCUGAUGGACGGGGUGGCGGAGUGGUCAUCUGUGUUGGAGAUCAGGAACGUCGUUGCCAAGGACUUCACCAGCUACAUCUGCGUCGCCUACAACCCCCUCGGCUCCCACACCCUCAACUACACCCUCAACCCGCCCACACACCCUGGCACGCCCCUCAGUCUCAAUGUGACGGUGUUGAACGACACAAGUGUUGAACUGACGUGGGUGGACAACACGGCGGCGACAACCACGGCGGGAUACACCAUCAGAUACCGGACCACAGACCAGCGACAGUACGAGCUGGUCGACAUCCCCGGCACCAACACCUCAGGCUUGGUCAUCGAAGGACUCAAACCAGGGACCGAGUAUUCCUUCAGCAUUCAGUCCUACAACGAUAUGGGUCGCUCGUACCACACCUCUCCCCCCGUCGUCAUCAAUAUGAGUGAUAUGGUGGAAGACAAGACUGAUACAGAAGACAGGCCAAAGGGGAUGCCAUUCGUUGUCUUCGUCCUGAUUGCCGUCACUGGAGGCGUUCUGAUUGUCCUGAACGUGAUUGGUGUCCUGUGUUUCCUCCGCCGUCGUGUUGUGUUCCGUGGAUUUAGAGCGUCGUCGACCAAGUCGUCGGCCUAUGAGGUGCCGUCACCCUCCCUGAUGGACCAGCUGUCACUCAGCUCGUCUGACGACAUCCCACCGCCAGACUACGAGCAGGUGAUGGGCUCAUGUCAUCUUGAUCCCUUCGGCGGGAGUCUUCAGGAUAUUUCUCUACCAUCUGGCUCCCGCGGUACUCCCUCACUAGCCAGGAGUAGCCCCAUGCUCACCUCCUCCAGCACUAUCUCCAACAGCGGCGCCGACAUCAUCGCUCCUCCUGACGACUUCUCCAGCGGCAUCGUCAACAUUGGUGCUGACGACCACGAGCAUCACUCCCUCCAUGACGGAGACUCGUGGGCUAACCUGGAGGCCGACCUGCCAACCUGCCACCAGUCGGGUUUCGAGCGAUCUCCCUUCGACCACCUCCUCUGUCACCAGUCUUCCUAUGACCUUCCCAGACCCGUCGGCCACAGUUCUGCGUCAACAUUCCGCAGUAUGGAAUCACUCCUCAACAGCCGUCCUUACCAGCCACAGCAGACCUACACCUUGCCCAGGCGUCCCUCUCAGGUCAUCUUCCACGGACAUCCUCACCUCCAACACGAGCGAGAACAUUACCAGCAGAGGGGACGACACGUGUUCCAGUACCCGCUAGUUCGGCAGCUGUCCUCAUCCGUCGACUACCAACAACCACAGACAGAUGAUCAGUACUUCCUGCAACAACAGCAGCGUUACCACCAGCAACCUUCAUUAGGGGCCGCCAUGAGCGUCCCUCCGCCCUACGCCAGCCUUGACCCCUCUACCCUGUACUCCCUUCACUCAACCUUCUUCGAGGAUGGUGCCAGACCCUCAACAAGUUACUCAGACUGGCCCCCCAUGUCGCCCACCUACCCCCGGGACGACUACAGGGACUCUUAAGCAGGAGGUCUCGUGUGGUGUUGGGUCCUGGUGACUUUGUUUUGUUUCACCAAUACUCCGGUUGUCUUUAGUGUACAGUCAGAGUCUUCAUUACAUAUCUGGUGUAUGUACUGUACACACCAGUAUCUUGGACACAUUACUGGCGCUCACUUGAAGUCUAAUUGUCUUCAGUGUGUACGCCCGUUUCUGCAAUAAGGUGCUGGCACCAUUAUUAGCUUCACUGCAACACUGAUUUCGUCACCCCCGUAGAGCCACGUCUUCUCUCUGAGGGUGUUUGUGUCUCUUAUCACCUUCUUUGUCUCACCUCUGACGACCCAACACCGUGUCAUGUGUCUACCAAACAUAAGACAGAGUACAAACCGUCCGGAGACCCCAUUCACCUACCGGAUAUGACCACACUGAAGCAGGCUCGGGCGGCACUGUGACCUCGACUAGUUCUCCGCGUCGUCGACCAGUACUCCAGAGCGUCGACCAAGCCUCCAAAUCGUCGACCAGUCCUCCAGAACGUUGACCAGUGCUCCAGAGCGUUGACCAGUACUCCAGAGCGUCGACCAGUACUCCAGAGCGUUGACCAGUCCAUCAGGAAAUUGACCACUGGCUGAGGAAUGAACCUCUCAUGUCAUGUAACAGUCGACCAGCUCCUGACGGUGUCCAGCAACACCUCAGGACAUCGACAUUUCAUCUGAGAUGUAGAUCCACCUCCUGGGGCGUCGACCACUCCCACAGGCCACGUAUGCUGCACCAUCCUUACGAGAGGUCGACCACUUGCCGCCCACGGUAUCGACUAGCUCUCCAGGGCGUCGAUUUGUCUUCCAAAUUGGCGACCAGUCGACUUAAGACUCCAACAAGACCUUCGUGAGUCAAUGGCAGCUGAUGUCGACACCACUCGUCAACUGUCCGUGGUGUUAUGGCGGUCGUCCGGAUGUGAAAAAUAAAAUCACUUUACAUGUCGUAUUCGUUCUCGCUUGAUAUUAAAUGUCGCGGAUUUUAUCAAGAAUAUUUCCUUUCUGGGAAUUUUAUGAUCCCAGACGAAAUUAUUAUACAAAUAUAUAUAUAAUAAUAAUGCUAAUAAUAAUGUACAUAAAUUACAGGGUAUCGACAACACAAAUAAGAAACUACAUAAUUGUCCAUCGCAGUCCAGCAUCCAUCACACACACACACACACACACACACACACAGUACACACAUCCAUCUCAUCGUCAUCCAGGCGUCUAUGACCAAGAUAUUGUAUGUGACUCCAGGUGAUAGAAUCCAACCAGUCAACCAGUCAACCAUCAUGACCCCAUCUACUAUCACACACACACACAUAUGUAUUGUAAAAAGACUUGACACACACACAUCAGUCUCUACUACCUCGGAUUAACCUCCCACAACCAUCCACCCCAGCCCCCCCACAA